GAAAAAAAAAAAGUGAAAAAAAAGUCAUUCAAAAUUUUCACUAUAAAGCUCUCACCUCCAACCAAAAACCAAAUCCACUAUCAUCUUCACACUGGCAAAAUGCCCAAAUUCAAGAACUCCAUCCCUUUCUUGAUUCUCAUAAUCUCUUCAAUCAAUGUUCUUGUUUUCGCCGGAAAAGCAGAAGACCCGUUUACUCCAAAGGCGUAUGUAAUCCGAUACUGGAAGAAACAGAUCUCAAAUGAUUUACCCAAACCCUCGUUCUUAAUCGAGAAAGCUUCGCCGCUAACCGCCGUGCAGUCGGCGGCGUUUUCAAAACUUGCGGCUAACCAGCACUCUCUCUCCACCAACCUCCCAUCGUUCUGCUCCGCCGCGAACUUACUGUGCUUCCCCGACGUCGGACCCAGUCUGGAGAAACAUUCCGGUGAUGUGAACUUUAAAGAGUACUCCGAGAAGAACUUUACUAACUACGGGUCAGGUCGUCUUGGUGGAUUUGAUUCCUUCAAAAAUUAUUCCAAUGACGGCAACUCGGCUCUUGACUCGUUCCGGCGGUAUUCACGUGACUCAGUGGGCCAUGGCGAUAAGUUUUCCACUUAUGCCCGAGACACAAACGUUCCUGACCAGAGCUUCAAUACCUACGGCACAAAAGCCACCGGAGGCACCGGAGACUUCACAAGUUACGCCCAAGACGUCAAUGUACCCACCAUGAGAUUCACCUCAUACUCCGACGACGUCAAUGGGCGUGUCCAGACCUUCAAAUCUUACUCCGAGAACGCAAACGCCGGCGAUCAAUCGUUCACUAGUUACGGGAAAAAGGGUAACGGCGCCGAGAAUGAAUUCAAAUCAUACGGUAAUAAUUCCAACGUCAUCGGCUCGUCGUUUUCCAAUUACGGCGAGAACGGCAACGGCGCAAACGAUUCUUUCACUUCAUAUGGGGAAAACGGCAACGUUCCCGAGAAUAACUUCAAGAGCUACGCCGACAGCGGUAACGCCGCCGUCGAUUCAUUCACGAGUUACAGAGAUCAAUCCAAUGUCGGGGACGAUAAUUUCAAAUCAUACGCCAAAAGCUCCAACGCGGCGGACUUGAAGUUUUCAAAUUACGGGAAUUCCUUCAACGAAGGCACCGAUACAUUCUCCGGCUACGGCGGAGGCACCGUCACAAACCAGAAAUUUGGGUUUAAAGGCUACGGUGUUAACAAUACGUUCAAAGAUUACGCCGAUAAGAAGAGGGCUUCUUUUGCUACCUACGCGACAAAGGGUUCGGCGGCGCGUGUAGGAGCAAUGAAGACGAAAUCAGCCGCCAGUGGCAAACCUGUAAAUAAGUGGAUCGAGCCGGGUAAAUUUUUCAGGGAGAGUAUGUUAAAAUCCGGGACGAUAAUGCCCAUGCCGGACAUUCGUGAUAAGAUGCCUAAAAGGUCAUUUUUACCCCGGGUGAUUCUUUCAAAAUUACCAUUUUCAUCCUCCAAACUCGGCGAUUUAAAGAAGAUUUUUCACGCUGAGGAUAACUCAAGCAUGGCGGGUUUAAUCUCUGAAGGAUUGAGCGAGUGUGAACGGAAACCGAGUCAAGGUGAGUCAAAACGGUGUGUCGGAUCGGUUGAAGACAUGAUUGAUUUUGCCACGUCAGUGCUUGGACGGGAUGUCGUCGUUCGGACAACCGACAACACAAACGGGUCGGGUAAGAAGGUAAAAAUCGGGUCAAUUAAAAAGAUUAACGGCGGUAAAAUAACGAAGUCGGUGUCUUGCCAUCAGAGCUUGUUCCCUUACCUGCUAUACUACUGUCACUCGGUUCCCAAGGUACGGGUCUACGAAGCGGAUCUACUUGACCCGAAUUCAUCCUCCAAGAUUAAUCAUGGGGUUGCCAUCUGUCACAUUGACACGUCAGCUUGGAGUGCGACCCAUGGAGCUUUUCUUUCACUCGGGUCGGAGCCUGGGAAGAUUGAAGUUUGUCAUUGGAUCUUUGAGAAUGAUAUGACUUGGGCUGUUGCAGAUUAAAAAACCAUUUGGGUUUGGGUCAGAGUUUGGUUGGAACCGGGUCGGGUGCAAAAGUGAACCUCUUGUUCGAACCAUAGGAGAUUACUAUUCUAUUCGCUUAUAUCAUUUUAAUUUUUUUGUUUUUAAUAUUGUAAUGACUUGUUUGUUUUCUACUGAAUUAAGACGAAAUGAGAACCCAAAAUAUGAAAAUAUUAAAAGAGUA
Molecule: messenger RNA, 2191 nt
Organism: Lactuca sativa (garden lettuce)
Lineage: Eukaryota; Viridiplantae; Streptophyta; Magnoliopsida; Asterales; Asteraceae
Product: polygalacturonase-1 non-catalytic subunit beta
Source: RefSeq, a predicted model, not a curated record